Ictalurus punctatus (channel catfish) is the source of this 803-nucleotide messenger RNA. RefSeq names its product growth arrest and DNA-damage-inducible, beta a (gene gadd45ba). The record is from RefSeq and is marked provisional. Gene Ontology annotation, cellular component: nucleus; cytoplasm. Gene Ontology annotation, biological process: regulation of cell cycle. Lineage: Eukaryota; Metazoa; Chordata; Actinopteri; Siluriformes; Ictaluridae.
AACUUUCUUUACAAUCGACACGGUUGAAGCAAGAAACAGGACUAAACCACUCGGAGACGCAUUUGGAUUACUUUCAGCGACGCUUCCCUUCCAGGAAUCUAUCAUUUGCAGUUUCACUUUGAUGCGUUUGGAUUUGCUUACUAUUGAUUAUUCUGACAACAUCAUGACUCUGGAAGAAGUCGUUGGAAGCAAUAUUACUGAUCAGAAGAUGGAUGCUGUAAGUCAAGCCUUAGAAGAGCUGCUGGUAGCAGCGCAGAGACAAGACUGCCUUACAGUCGGCGUUUACGAAUCUGCAAAGCUAAUGAAUGUUGAUCCAGACAGCGUGGUACUGUGCGUCCUGGCCACUGACGAGGAGGACGAGGACGACAUCGCUCUUCAGAUCCAUUUCACUCUGCUGCAAGCUUUCUGCUGCGAGAACGACAUCAACAUCCUGCGUGUGUCUGGGCUGAGGCGCCUGGCACAGGUUAUCGGAGAGCCAAGCUCCAAGGAGAACAAUAAUAACGGCGAACCCAGAGAUUUCCACUGCAUCCUAGUCACUAAUCCUCAGUGCCAGCCACUAAAAUGCCAAGCGCUGAAGGAAGUGGGCAACUACUGCGAUGAGAGCCGCUGCAGGAACCAGUGGGUGCCCUGCCUGUCACUGCGCGAGCGCUGAAGCACUGCGAGCUUCGAUCGCGCGGAAAAUCAUAACAAAACCGUCUGGUUCUGUGAGCAGCGGAAGGAAAGAAAGAGGCGAGGGGGGCUUUUUUUCUUUUUGCCACUCUGCGUCAGCUACCGUUCAGCGAAGACGCUGGAGGAAACCUAAA